Messenger RNA from Volvox carteri f. nagariensis, 1582 nucleotides. RefSeq lists its product as uncharacterized. The record is from RefSeq and is a predicted model, not a curated record. Lineage: Eukaryota; Viridiplantae; Chlorophyta; Chlorophyceae; Chlamydomonadales; Volvocaceae. The transcript is spliced from 9 exons. The coding region runs from base 8 to 1102 and encodes 364 amino acids. Gene Ontology annotation, biological process: tRNA wobble uridine modification. Gene Ontology annotation, cellular component: elongator holoenzyme complex.
AUUUUUUAUGCCCAUGGAGCUUAACAAGGCCGAGGAGGGUGUAGAUUGGUUUCAGGGUUGCACCGGUCUCACGCUUGUGAGGAGCUCUCUGGGUCUUCCAAAUUCAUUUAUUCUACAGCAAUCCCUUCGAGGUUUGUUGCAGCAUGGAUACACGGUGGUCCUGGUUACAGCAGAGCAAUCCUUCGAACGGUACCAGUACGCACUGAAGAAAACGGGGCUGGCUCUCCAGCCGUACGAGCAAUCCGGACACCUUGUCGUACUGGAGGCCCCCCUGGCGCCGCUGGGUGUUGCAGCUCGAGCAACGGACACUGGGCAUGGGGCAUCAUCCCCCGCGCAAGGACCUCUGACAGCGGACCACUCAACUGAAAGAAGUAAAGGCAGCAGCAGCCAUUGCGGAGGCAGCAGUAGCAGCAGCAGCAGCAGUAGCGCCUUGCAACAGCUGUACGGCGCCAUACGCCAAGCGGUCGAGCGGGUGCUUCCACCGGCAGCAAUGGCGCCGACUGGUGUGGCGGUCAUCCUGGAUUCCCUCACGGCGCUGGCAUGCUUGCGCCAGAACAGCCAGGAAUGGUCUGCUUUUCUCCACUACUGCUGUUCCGGCUGCGGCGGGGUGGCUCCUGAAUUGCCUGCGUGCCCCAACUUGUCACGUCAGCAGCAGCAGCAGCAGCAGAUGCCGUACUGUGUCGUUGCGGGGGUGUACGACGACGUGCCCGACGACAGACCCUGGCUGAAAUCCCUGGAGCACCGCGCAAACAUGGUGGUUUCUUUGGAGCCCCUACCAGGGCGCAUUGCUGACGUGGACGGCCUGCAGCCACGAGGCCGCCCCUGCCCCCUGCAGCUGCCCCCUGCAGGGCCCUGGGUGACGAUCACACGACGUUUCAUGGUGGAGCCAAGCUCCCGGAGGUCUCCAACAGGUGGAAGCAGGCCGCCAGCCGAGACAGCAGCUGCAGCGGCAGGGCACACGGCAGACGACAUGGCGUUUUGGGGACCUCCAGUCCAGUGGGGGGUCACCGCACCAGGCGCCUGGCGUAAGUCGUUGUACUUCAAAUCUUCGGAGCUGUCGGUGAAGUGGGUGGAUCGCAUCACGACUAAGGAGCUGCUGUGAUCACAUAUUAGUAGCCGUAGCUGCAAUCGGCUGGCGCACACAAGCAACCUGCGUGCUUAAGCAUGAUGGUACGAACACACGACUUGCAAGCAUUCUUGUGCAUGCAUUUCCUCGAACUCCUGUAUGUGCUUCUGGGACUUUUUUUCCCUUGGCCUAUAUUAGAGAAGCUUUUUCACACACACACACACAUACAAGGGCCCAAAGGACGGCCAUCUCACGUGUGGGAUUGCAGUACUUCAAUGUGUUUCAGGUGUAGCGAGGGUGUGAUGGAUUCGGGAAUUCUCCACUCUGUGUGUUCCGUAGACGUGUUACUGUGCUUCGUGCCACGUAUGCGUCCGGAUGACGCAAGAGUUUUGGUGGUCUGUGUAGCGAUUCUGUCGCAAUAGCAUGGUUGUAUGUACGUCGCGACGUACAGUCGAUCGACUCCGUGUUUUUUGGCAAGGUUUUGCAGGAAGAUGUGCAGUAAGGUCAUUUUUUUCG